AUGGAGCCUAUCCGGAAUGUCGCACUCUUAGGGAAAGGAUGGCUGGGAUCUGCAAUCUUGGAGCAGCUCGUGAAUACUGGCUUUCAAGUCACAGUGUUGAGUCGCGCAGCUCGCUCUAUGGAUGAACCGCCUUCCAGCACCAAGACUGUGCAAGUCGAUUAUUCAUCUAUCAACAGUCUUGUAGCUGUUCUCCGGGGCCAGGAUGCUGUUGUAUCUACUGUCGGAACAUCUGGUAUUAGCGUACAGAAGACGGUCAUCGAUGCCAGCAUCCAGGCUGGCGUUAGACGCUUCAUCCCUUCCGACUUUGGGGCGCUUACCACCAGACCUGGAGCUGAGACACUUCCACUAAACGCUUUAUGGAUAGACAUCCAGAAGUACCUCAAAGAAAAGGCGCUGAGCGGACAGAUCGAGUACACACUCUUUGCUGUUGGCCCCUUCUUGGAAUUCGUCAUGUCGAUGCCGUUUUUAACCGAUCCGCAGACUCAAACUGCCCCAGUCUAUGACAACGGUGUGCAUACUUUCAGCUCAACUAGUGUGUCGAGUGUUGGGAAAGCCGUUGCUGGUGCUUUGAAGAAUGCUACUGAGACCAAAAACCGCCUGGUUAGCGUCCACGACAUUGUCCUGACUCAAAACAAAGUCUUGAAUUUGGCAAAGAGGUACUCGCGGCCUGAUGACAAAUGGAUCGAGAAUCCAGUGGACGCAGCGACUGAGCUUGAGACAAUUCUCGAAAAUACCAAGCAGAGUGGCCUGGACCUCUUCAAAACACUUGCGCUGCUGAAAGCUGCGCUUUUGGGUGGCAAAUUCGAAGCCGAGUUCAAGAUUUUGGAUAAUGACCUUGUUGGAGUGCGCCUUCUCUCCGAUAAGGAAUUUGAGAAGAUAUUUGCCACGGCUUUCAAGACAGGCCAGAUGAUUGCACAAGAGGACCUUCAGGCAAAUGUUGAGGGGAUUUGA
This is a messenger RNA of Penicillium mononematosum, 951 nucleotides long. RefSeq lists its product as uncharacterized. NCBI's taxonomy places the organism in Eukaryota, Fungi, Ascomycota, Eurotiomycetes, Eurotiales, Aspergillaceae. The record is from RefSeq and is a predicted model, not a curated record. The transcript is spliced from 2 exons. Bases 1 to 951 code for a protein of 316 amino acids.